AUGAGGCGGGUUAGCGGGCUUGCCACCGUUCGCCGCGCCGUGGGAGGCGUCGCCGCCGGGAACCACUCCAACCAGCGCCACGACUGCCUCUUCCAGGCGGCUCUUUUCAGCACGAACAGUAGCAGUAACUCUUCGGCUAAAUCUCACUGGUUCUCGAACAACAGGAUCUACGGCAAUCAAUCAGCUAGCGCCGCCGCGCACACUUUCGUGGGGACGAUGUUGUUCUCGGUGGCCGCCACCACGCUUGCGGAGGAGGUCCACGCGAAGGAGCCCGUGCAGUUGAAAUUCCGGCCGAAGGACGUCGUUCUUUAUCAGUACGAAGCUUGCCCUUUCUGUAACAAGGUCAAAGCUUUUCUGGACUACUAUGAUAUCCCCUACAAAAUUGUGGAGGUCAACCCUAUCAGCAAAAAUGAAAUAAAGUGGUCUGAUUACAAGAAAGUGCCGAUUCUUAUGGUGGAUGGCGAGCAGAUGGUUAACUCAUCAGAUAUAAUAGAUAAGUUGACCAAAAAGAUCCAUCCAGACGUGCCAGCUGAUUCUGUUGCGGAAGAUAGUGAAGAGAAGAAGUGGCGUGGUUGGGUCGACAAUCACUUGGUGCAUAUUCUGUCGCCUAAUAUAUACCGGUCCACAUCCGAAGCCCUUGAGUCGUUUGACUACAUCACUAGCCAUGGGAACUUCAGUUUCACGGAGAGAAUAACAGCAAAGUAUGCUGGGGCUGCCGCAAUGUAUUUUGUCUCGAAAAAAUUAAAGAAAAAAUAUAACAUCACGGAUGAACGUGCUUCGUUAUAUGAAGCUGCGGAAACAUGGGUGGAUGCUCUCAAGGGUCAAGAUUUUCUAGGUGGGACAAAGCCCAACUUAGCUGACCUUGCUGUUUACGGUGUUUUGAGGCCCAUUCGCUACCUCAAGUCCGGUCGGGACAUGGUGGAGAACACCCGUAUUGGUGAUUGGUAUUCCCGAAUGGAAAGUGCUGUUGGAGCAUCUUCCAAAAUCCAGGCCUAG
Striga hermonthica is the source of this 996-nucleotide messenger RNA. Lineage: Eukaryota; Viridiplantae; Streptophyta; Magnoliopsida; Lamiales; Orobanchaceae. The record is from the annotation of a GenBank genome assembly.